AGAGAGAGAGAGGGAGGCGUGGAGACUUUCUAAAUCCCAUAACCCAUCUGGAGUCCAUCUGUGCCUCGCUGGCGGUGGGAAGGACUCGGACUGCAGCGCUCACAUAUGUGAGAGAGUUUGAGACACAUGCCUCACAUAUGAACGAGCGACCAUCUAAACCAGAGUGAUUUACAUUGUUUGGAAUAAGACACGAGCAGGAGCGGACUAUCGUAGAGAGGAGACAGCUCAGAGAAGAACGUUCCUGCCAUGCCCGGAUCCCCAGUGGAUGGAAAGACUCAUUCCAGACCAAUCGUCUCCGUCAUGCCCCCUCUGCCCUCCAUCAACCCCAGCGGACCUCGUCCGGCAGCAUUCUCCACCACAGCAUUGACCAAUGGGAUCAAUCAUUCCCCGCCGAUGCUCAACGCCGUUCCCUCGCCGCCUCAGCGCUACAGCAACGGCCCGUCAUCAUCAUCUUCCUCUUCGCUGGCCAAUCAGCAGCUUCCAGCCACCUGCGGCGCGCGGCAGCUGAGCAAACUCAAGCGCUUCCUCACCACGCUGCAGCAGUUCGGCAAUGACAUCUCGCCCGAGAUCGGAGAGAGCGUCCGAAACCUGGUGCUCGCUUUGGUGAAUUCCACCGUCACCAUUGAAGAGUUUCACUCCAGACUGCAAGAAGCCACAAACUUCCCCUUAAGGCCGUUCGUCAUACCAUUCUUAAAGGCCAACCUGCCCUUACUGCAGAGGGAGCUGCUGCACUGCGCUCGGGCCGCCAAACAGACUCCAGCGCAGUAUCUGUCCCAGCACGAACACCUCCUGCUCAGCACCACCGUCCCGUCUCCGGCCGACUCCUCCGAACUCCUGCUGGAGCCCAGUGACAGCAGCAAACGACACAGUCCUAACCGAAGUAAAGAGAAUGGCUUUCACGAGCGGCCUCCCGCCUCCCUGGAGCCUCCUGCCAAACGAAUCUGCACCAUUAGCCCCGCCCCUAGACACAGCCCCGCCCACCCGCUCCAGCUCCCCACCCAGAUCCACCCGACUCCGCCCCCUCUGCAGCACUAUGCUCUGGAUGACAUCAGCACACCUCAGCUGUACAGAGAACCACACCGUAUCCUGGAGCUGAGGGAGCUGAAGGACAGGCCGCGGCUGCCAGGCAGUAACGGAGGCUACCGUGAGGAACCUGUAGACCACAGACUGACGGAGAGAGAGUGGGCUGAAGAAUGGAGACAUCUGGAUCAUGUGUUGAAUUGCAUUGUGGACAUGGUGGAGAAAACGCGGCGUUCGGUGAGCGUUCUGCGGCGCUGUCAGGAGUCGGACCGCGAGGAACUUAAUUACUGGCGGCGGCGCUCCAAUCCACACGAUGACGGACGCAAGAACGGGACGACAUCAGUGAACGUCCCCUUCACCAAGACACACAGCCCUCUGUCAGCAGAGGGAAUCAACACAGACUCUCAGAGGGAUCUUCCCCUGCGCUCCGGCUCUGGCUACGUGCCUGAUGAGAUAUGGAGGAAAGCCGAGGAAGCGGUGAACGAGGUGAAGCGGCAAGCGAUGGACGAGGUGCAGAAGGCCGUCGCCGAGGCCGAACAGAAAGCUUUCGAGAUGAUCACAGCCGAGAGAGCCAAGAUGGAGAAAACCCUCGCUGAGGCCAAGAGGAAAGCCACCGAAGACGCCAUACAAGUCAUCAACGAGCAGGAGGACUCCAGUGAGUGUUGUUGGAACUGCGGUCGUAAGGCGAGCGAGACGUGCAGCGGCUGUAACGCGGCGCGAUACUGCGGCUCCUUCUGUCAGCACAAGGACUGGGAGCGACAUCAUCUCAUCUGCAGCCCGGGGCUCCAGACGCAGCCCAAACCCAUGUCCGCCCUGAGCGCACGCAUCCUGGCCAAAGCCCCCGAGAGCGGCCCCGUCCCCAGUCCCGGCCUGGAGAAAACCUCCAACACCUCCAGAGCGUCCACACCAUCCACACCAGCGUCCUCCUCCUCCACCCCGGACGCCAGCGGACACUAGCGGAAAAGACGAUUGUAAUUCAUGGAUGUGACAGAACCAGGAUAUUCAGACACAUUUCUUGAGAGUCUAUUCACUUCUAACCGACAGGACGACGUGUUUUUGGCUUAUUUGGUGCAGAUCUUCUGGUGAUUGGUUUCACCCGCACAAACUGUUGUCAGUGUUACGUGAGCGUUUGUUUGUUUGUGUGCGUGAGUGUGUGUUUCUGUAAAUAUCAGAGCAAUAUAAAAGUGAUGGAUUCACCAAAGCUGUCAAUGCUGUGACAUGUUUCGUUCCUGUUCCAGACUUUAUUAGAUGACAAUAUUAUCAGAGAAUCGGUACUUUAGUGCAUCAGAUGUGCACUGUAUGUACAGUAAGUGUGUGUUAAACAUGGUUAUCAAACCCUGGUCUGAAGGGACCAGUUUUGAUCAGGGUCCGUUUGUACAAUCAUCAGCUUCAGAUCCGAACGGUAUAAAGACAUAAAAACCACCAAACCAGGUCUAGUGUGAACCGGUCUGUGUGGAUCAACACGCAAAACUCUAAAAUCUCAGGAGGAUAUGUACAUAAUUUGAUGUUUGUUCCACAUGUAGAGAGUCAAGGGUUCGGUGAGUCUGUUUCUUUUCUUUUAUUUCUUCAACAACCUUCGUUUCGUACGGUACACAACAUGUUGAUUUAUUUUUUCAUUAUCAGAAUGUGUAAAAUAUAACGGUGCAAGAGAAUCUUUAUUUUGUGAGCUACUCUGUGACAUUCAUUUUUUUUCCCCCUUCAAGAAUUCUUGAAUCUUGGUAUGAAGUAGAUAUUAAAAAAUAAAGACAUUAACGUGG
Molecule: messenger RNA, 2777 nt
Organism: Ctenopharyngodon idella (grass carp)
Lineage: Eukaryota; Metazoa; Chordata; Actinopteri; Cypriniformes; Xenocyprididae
Gene: cbfa2t2
Product: CBFA2/RUNX1 partner transcriptional co-repressor 2
Exons: 11
Coding region: 247-1977 (576 amino acids)
Biological process (GO): DNA-templated transcription; negative regulation of DNA-templated transcription
Cellular component (GO): nucleus
Molecular function (GO): transcription corepressor activity
Source: RefSeq, a predicted model, not a curated record